This is a messenger RNA of Linnemannia hyalina, 1824 nucleotides long. NCBI's taxonomy places the organism in Eukaryota, Fungi, Mortierellomycota, Mortierellomycetes, Mortierellales, Mortierellaceae. The record is from the annotation of a GenBank genome assembly.
AUGCUGCCUCUACAGUGUAGGAUAUGCAAAGACCUCUUGCACAACCCCGUCACCCUCCCAUGUGGAUUCACUGCCUGCCAUGCAUGUCUGCCACCCUUGCAGUCAAUCGCUUUCCGCCAGCAGAUUCACUGUCCCUUUCCCGCCUGUGCUCGCUCCAACAUCCAUUCGGCCGACCAGCUCUCUAUCGAUGUCACCCUCCAAAGUCUCACCACGGCCUGGCGCGCUGCCUGUCUCCAGCAGGACCCUCAUACCGGAGCCCUUUCGUCUUCAACUUCUUCCGCUUCCUCAGCCCACGUCGCUGUUGCUCCCUCUACCCACAAGGACCUCGAUAGCUCUUCUGAGCCGGCGCCGAUCCCACAUUUUUACCAAAACGUUCCUCAGGUCAUGGAAACACUUCAGCCCAAGAUCCAGCAGGAGACCGAGUGUCAAGUCUGCUUCCUUGUCUUUGACCAACCCCUCACUACGUGUUGCGGUCACACCCUCUGCAAGAGCUGCCUCAUCACUUCGCUCGAUCACAACCCCAGCUGUCCGCUCUGCCGACGUAAGCUGCCCCUCUACAUGUUCUAUCACAACCAGCCGGUCAACAAGGCCCUUGUUUGGCUAAUUAAUUUCAUGGUUCGCCAAAGCGCUGAAAACGACAUCGAUGGGCCCUCCGAUUUUGCGACAGCAACAACCACAAGCCCGGAGGAACAACGCGAUCUCGAUCCGAACUUGGCUGUGACCCCACUUUUUAUCAACUCGCUCAUAUUCCCUCGGAUGCCCUGCUACCUCCUGGUCUUUGAACCUCGUUACCGAAGGAUGCUCCGAAACAUCCUCAAGACCGAGAGCAAGGUCUUUGGCAUGGUCCUCCCGCCCCAACAGCGGAAACAGCACCGAUACGUCAUGGACGAGGCCGUCACCAGGUGGGAGCCGAGUCGAGAGUACGGGACAUUGCUCAAAAUUGUGUCGCUGGAACUCUUGCCCGACGGACGUGCCUUGGUCGAGACUAUUGGACUGUCGCGUUUCCAGAUCCUCACUUAUUCGAUGCUCGACGGCUACUACACGGCCACCGCAGUGGAACUGAUUGACGACAUUUCAGAGGAGCAGGAGCGAGGGCAGGAAAAGGCGGUCAUGGAUGUUGCUUCGCUUCGGCUGGAGCAAGUACAACGAUCCAUGACGAACGGCCGUGACGGAUCAGCUGACGCAUUCUCUGCGUAUCGGGAUAAGGACAAUGCCAUCGACAGCAACACUGACAGCGACAAAGGCGAAAGUAGCGGAGACGAGGACACAGAACAGCUGUUGGACCGGCGGCGGAGCAGGAACGGUCAAAGAUCGUCGCCCCUUUCAACUCUUUCGCCUUCAUUGACCCGUUCAGAGCAAUCUGUACCGACAAAUACGGAUCCAAUCUAUCCGCGUUUUACAACAUUAUCCUCAGCGGAUGCUUCGAGUUCCUCACAGCCAUCAAGGACUGAAGAACAACCGCCUGUAUAUGCCAAGCAUGAGGAGGAACAGGAGGUGGUUUUGGGCCUAAAGGAUCUACACAACGUGGAGCUAGAGUUGAUCUCACAAAAGCAACUGAUGCAGAUCCUUCAAGGAUUUGUAUCCCACAUGCAGAAUCGACUUGGUCCCUUGGCAACACAACGCCUUGAGCGGGAGUUUGGCGAGAUGAUUGAGGAUGACGGACGGUCGUUUUCUUUCUGGGUCGGGUCGAUCUUGCCGGUUCAUCAGGAUCAAAAGUAUGAGUUGCUGAAGCAGAUAUCGGUGCGACAGCGACUUCAGACGGUUCUGGGCUGGAUCCGGGAGAUUGAAGCUCGUCGCUCUCUUGCCGUAUGCAGCAUUCAAUAA